GGAAAUGGUUAGAUGAUCCAGUGUAUAAAAGGCGUCGCAAAAUACCAAACUGUAUCAGUUAACUGUUUGAGUUCGAUUAAUACAGUCGUAGCAUUCAGCUAAAUUACAAAAAAAAAAUUUACCUAAACCUUUCAAAAUGUUCAAAUUGAUUGUCUUGUCUGCUCUUUUCGCUUUGGCCGCUGCCAAACCAAGCUACUUGCACGCUCCAGCCACCGCCGUCAUCAGCCCAGCUGUUACCAAGAUUGUUCAACCAGCACCACUUGUCUACUCAACACCUGAACAUGUUGGUUCAGUCGUCUCAAGCGUGCCAACUGGUGUCUCAGCUCACUCAUCAUCAGUAGUCCACAGCACCGGUGCCGUUGUCACCCCAGUUAUUACCCCAGUACACAAGACCAUUGUUGCCGCUCCAGUCGUUCAUGCUGCUCCAGUCGUUCAUGCUGCUCCAGUUGUUGCCGCCCCAUACUACAAGAGCUAUGCUGCCCCAAGCUAUGCCUCCUAUAGCUCAUAUGCCUCACCUUUGGCAUACUCAGCUCCCCAUGCCUACAGCUCAUACGGUGCCUACGCUCCACACUCAUUGUGGUAAACAUGUCAACAGCUUCAACACUGAGAUGAGCCAACCAUACCAUCAAAAAGCCAUUCAGACGCAGUCAAAAUCGAAUUGCUCGCAACAAUUCGAACAUUUUGCACAUUCGAUUCAAACGAUCGUUCGAUUCUUUUGAUUGAAUUUUCAUUUGCUCUCUUUUUUAAUUAUUAUUUUAUUUUCUUUUUUGUUUUGUUUUUAAUUGUAUGCAAAACAAAACAGAACAAAAAACAAACUCAUCAAAAUUGACCAUUGUGAGACCAUCAUCACAAACGAUCAUUUUGGAAACAAACCACCGAACACCAUCUAUUUCGAAUGUGAAAAAAAAUCUAUUGUAAAAAAUUUUUACCGGAAAAAGCAGAAUAAAAAAAAUUAUUCUAAAAAAAAACA
Sitodiplosis mosellana (orange wheat blossom midge) is the source of this 970-nucleotide messenger RNA. RefSeq names its product cuticle protein 19.8-like. NCBI's taxonomy places the organism in Eukaryota, Metazoa, Arthropoda, Insecta, Diptera, Cecidomyiidae. The transcript has 3 exons. The coding region runs from base 137 to 583 and encodes 148 amino acids. The record is from RefSeq and is a predicted model, not a curated record.